This is a messenger RNA of Puccinia graminis f. sp. tritici CRL 75-36-700-3, 3946 nucleotides long. RefSeq lists its product as uncharacterized. The transcript has 5 exons. Lineage: Eukaryota; Fungi; Basidiomycota; Pucciniomycetes; Pucciniales; Pucciniaceae. Bases 287 to 3688 code for a protein of 1133 amino acids. The record is from RefSeq and is a predicted model, not a curated record.
GCAUCUCCUCCCCCUUCCACCAACUCCCCUAAAAACCCAAACCUUGGCAACUCAUGACCACGCUCGGACAAUCACGAUAGAGCUCUUCUGCAUCGUCUUCGUUCAAACAGCAAGCCUUCCAAGGUUAUAUACAGACCAGUGUCAACUAUGAAGCUUACAUGGUAGACCUAUUACGAUUUCACAAGUAAUAUAAAUACAUACAGUACUCGAAACCCUGCACAGCGAUCAAAGCGCCGAGUAAGUAAAACAGUAUUGGUCACACCACUAAAAGAAACCAUACAAGACAAUGAUCAACUCAAAUUCCGUCCAUCCUAACUCAGGAAAUCAAACUGCCGAAGAGGAUUGUGAAACUCCACAUCCUACCAACCAACCCACAAAUGGUCAUGAACUACACCAGGCUACAUCAUACCUAUCGCUCCACGAUGGAAGAAAUCCUGAUCCGAUAGACAUCGACCAUCAAAACCCACCAAACCUGUUCAGCUCUCCGCAACCACAUGUCUCGCAACAAGAAGCCGACGAUGGCAAUAUCCCUCCUGAAAGAUUGCCCACCUAUGGUGAACUCAAAGAUCAGGAAGGACAUCGAUUUGGAAGAUGGCGAGGAUGGAUUGAAAAACGUGCCCGAGAGCGAGUUGAAGAACGAACGAUUGAUCGCCAGGAGGCAGAACUACAUGGCCGUCCAUUCGGUACCGGUUGGGACUUACCCCAAUCAAACACAUCCUUUAUUCAACCACAAGCCACCCGUCUCGAUCGAAACUCAUCUAUUAUAUCUGCCAGAGAUGAACGUGCAGCCUUCAAAUCAGCUUCCCGAAAUCACAAAGAUGCAUUCUUGAGACAUCAGAAGGGCAAAUUCGAUGGCUCGACAUCUGGACAUAAACCAAACCUGGAACCUGGGCCAGGAGCUGUGAACCUUACUCCAUCUACCUCAAUUCAUCAGAUCGGAUCCCGUUUUCUACCUCAAUUCCCCUCACAACCAUUAUGUGCAAUUCCCUUACCACUCAGUAGGAUCAGGAAUUACACCUCUGCCAGCGACCCACCUGCCGAAAGAUUCCUACUCGUUGGGACUAUUGAUGGUCUCUAUGUUUGCGAUCUGAUGCCCUCUCUCUCGUCGACCGUCAAGAAGGAUAUGGUCUCACCAACCGAUAGUAAAAUUUAUCAACUAUGGCAAGGCUUAGGCGUACAUCAACUAGAGAUCGCAAUCGAAGACACUACCCACUCUUCAAAUACAUCUCUACCUGGAAUCGUUAUUGCUCUCACAUCUUCUUCACACGAAUCCACCAUCAGUCUUGGUAUGGAUGGGAUCACCAAAUCGAUCAAGAUGUGGCCACUACAGUCGAUGAUCAAUCUUGUCAAGUUUCGUGCGUUUAGUGAAAGCUCUGAAUGUUUAGAUCUAGUCGAGCGGGCAUCGAGUACAAAAAGAAAUUCAGCUUUGGUCGUCGGAAGUUCUGCGCUAGCUGGAUUCAAGUCAAUGUUUGAGAAGGGCAAACACAAAGCCGAGGGUUCGAUCAGCAGCUUAUCCGACAGUCUCUCGAAUACCUUCCCUUCUCAGACUGCCAGUACAUCUAGCCGACAUCAACAGAGGGAUUCUUAUUCUCAAAAGCACACCACAAACAAUCCCGUCACAAAUCCGUUGCCUUCCUCUUCAAAUGAGAAGUCAUCAAAUCAAUCCCAUCUCGAGUUACCUCUCCAAUGGGCCAAGCAAACCAUAUCAUUAGAUUUACCUCGGAUUCAGGCACAUGGACCGAUCUUAUUCAUCAAACUUUCAAACUCACCCGUUCCAGGAUUCAAUCCGAUUAAUGAUCAACUCGAUCAGAUUAAUGACUCCAAGUCUCUUCCAGUUGGACUAAGAUCAAGAUCACGUGCACGCACUGAUGACGGAGAUGAUGAGUCCCAUGGUCAUAUGCCCAAUGACGGAUGGUGGUAUUUGAUCAUAGCUACUAAACAAAUGAUCUUUGUAAUGGAGUCUCAGCCUAACCCUCAACGGACAUGGCAUCUAUGUGCUGAGAUGUCGGCCCCGUUCACGGCAAAGACUGCGCAUCUGGUCCUAUCUGAAUUUUCCAGGUCCAGCAAUAAUAGGACUGCUUCUCACUCACGUACUCCCACCCUGAGCCGAAGACCGCUCAAUCCUCGGCUUGGAUACGGUGAACUGGCGGUGCUACUGACGAUGAAGGAGUAUGCAGUCGUGAUUUCAUUGAGUGACUUGAGUGUGCGAGAACUAGACCUGCAAGGCACCGUCGCAACAAGUCAAACUACGAGUAACAUUUCAUCUUACACAAAUACGCUAAGGCCAACUACCGGUAGUUUUAGUGGCUUGAGUCAGUUGGAACGAGUCCAGAAUAACUUUAAGCCAUUCGGACGUAAUGUUUCUUCGAUCGCAGGCUCAAUCGAACCCGUCUUGAUCAACAAACGUGGCAAAGAUGGCUUUGGAAUAUCCCGAGAUGAUGGCUUUCAAGUCGAGAGUCGUCGAGCAAGUAGGUUGGUGAGUGAUCGACGUUGGGCAGGAUGUGAGGAACUAUUGAUUCCAGUUCCAAGCCAAGCCCGUAAUUCUCAGGACACCACUGGAGCCGGUAGUCGUGAAGAGGUUUCAACAGAAGAAGACCAUCACCUUCGAGCUAUUUAUUUGGUCACUCGCGGAUAUCUCACUUAUGCGGUUAUCUGUCCAUUUGGAUAUGAAUCCCGUUCACGAUCAUCUCGGGCGGAACAGUCAAGCUCAUGCAUUGAUCAACAUGCGGGUCUCGCGGGGGCGCUUCCAUUACCUCUCUUAUUGAAGCCAGUUCAUACAUUCACAUGGAGAGCUAUCCCAGUGAAAGUGCAGGCCCAGAUUAUUCCUAUACCGAGUAAAUGGGCAAAAGUGGAGAAGAAGAAAGACGCUGAGGGUGGAGCUGAUGAUCCUCAAGGAUCCAACGAUGAAGUAUUCUGUUGUUUGACGGCUUUUACGGCUUCGAGUGUCGAGGUUCAAGAAGGCUUUAUUUCGUUGAAAGUUCUGAGGAUGAUGUGGGAAGCCGGAAGAUCCAAAGAUCGACACACCGGGAAUGUGUCCUUUUUCACGCCCGCUAGCAAUGCUUAUCGACGCCGAUUCCGACAAGCCUCAGCCUCAUCCUUUUCGUCAACUAGCACGACUAGUGAUAGCACCAACAACCCCACCCAGAACGAAACCGCGCCCGCGGAGAUUCUGCCACUCCCGCGACGAGGCCCCGGCUUACCCACAACUCCGCGCCCACCAAACGAGACUAGAUCCAGAUCCUCCUUUUCUUCCAACGAUCAACCGUUCGAAGAAAGCGAAGAGGAAUUAAAUGACAAUAGUUCCUACGAUUACAGCGCCAAGAUCGGAUACUUGUGUAGUUCUGCGGCUUGGUUCUCACGAUCCUCAGCUGCUUCGAAUCCGAACCCGCAGAAAGAUCUCGACCAUCCGAGCCAUCCUUCAGCUGUCCAUCCGCUCGACCGUAAUCCAAACAGCUUCGAUUCUUCGACGUCUGAGUCUACUACAACUGGCCCCCCGGAUCCUCAUCAUCCUCAGGAACAUCCUCAUCCCCAGGAACACCAACACUGUAACAAUCCUCAUGCUCCUCCUCAUCCUUUGACAUCUACUGCGACUGCUACUACUAGAGACUUCACUCAGGGUAGUUUCUUUUGGAAACAGGCCGUUGGUGAAUGGAAAAUUAUGUAUGUUUGUAAUAGUAUGGACUUAUAAAUAUUUGGCUUUUUUUUCUCUCUCUCUCUUUUUUGGUUAUUUUAUAUACUAGACACUUCUUUUUUUCUCUAGUCCCUCAUUCUGUGAUCUUGUGUUUUCUGUUGUAGUUACCUUGUUUUUUUUUUAAUUAUAUAAAAUCAUUUUCCUUCAUGGUUGUGGGUUUACUUUGAAGUUGAAUUCCUUUUUUUCUAUUUCUCAAGUUGGGGAGUAACACAAGCAUCCAUACAAAUGAAAAGAACUUCUAUAAUCAGACCCAAG